GAGAAGAGGAAGUGGGAAGGGAUGUGAAAGUUGGCGACAGUUCAGCACCGCCCCUGCUGGGUGUCCCACAGGGGUCCCCGGGCGGAGGGCAGGACACCCAGUCGAGUUGACAACCCGGCAGUGGCAUCAUGGAAGCCCCCUGGGGUUGGCUGAUGGUCGGCGUGCUGGCCGUAUCCCUGGCCUCCACGGGGACCCAGGACGUGUGCCGAGCUCUGAACGGGAAGGAUGGGGCCCCCGGAAUACCGGGCCGACCCGGGCGGCCAGGCCCCAAGGGGGAGCGAGGAGAGCCAGGGGCCCCCGGCAUCCAGACAGGCAUCCGAGGCCUUAAAGGAGACCAGGGGGAGCCUGGGGUCCCUGGAAGUCCUGGCAACAUGGGCUACCCAGGGCCCAGCGGUCCCCCGGGGGUCCCUGGUGCCCCAGGAUUGAAGGGCAUCAAGGGAAACCCAGGAAACUUGAAGGACCAGCCACGGCCAGCCUUCUCGGCCGUGAGGCGGAACGCGCCGUUGGACAGCAACAUGGUCAUCUUCGACGAGGUCAUCACCAACCAGGAGGGCUCGUACGACAGCAGAACGAGCCACUUCGUCUGCUCCGUCCCGGGUUACUACUACUUCACCUUCCAGGUGGUGUCCAAGUGGGACGUCUGCCUGUCCAUCGUGUCCUUGAGGAGGGACCAGGUCCGGCACUCCUUGGGCUUCUGCGACACCAACAGCAGGGGCAUCUUCCAGGUGGUGUCUGGGGGCACCGUGCUCCAGCUAGACCGAGGGGACAAGGUCCGGAUUGAAAAAGAACGUGGCCGGAUUUACCAGGGCUCCGAGGCGGACAGCGUCUUCAGCGGCUUCCUCAUCUUCCCGUCCACCUGAGCCCGGGAAGGACCCCUCCCCGCCCUGGCCUCACCCGCUUCCUGCUGUGUGACCCUGGCCCACUCACGCCACCUCUCUGGUGUCUAUGCUGUGCUCUGUAAGGUGUGGGUGCUGCUGCUUUAGAUGCCUGAAGGGAGAUCCGUGUCUUAGAACUCUUCCCAGAAUAAAGUCCUGCGUCCGUG
This is a messenger RNA of Equus quagga, 1042 nucleotides long. RefSeq names its product complement C1q A chain (gene C1QA). Gene Ontology annotation, molecular function: protein binding. The record is from RefSeq and is a predicted model, not a curated record. Bases 129 to 860 code for a protein of 243 amino acids. The transcript is spliced from 3 exons. NCBI's taxonomy places the organism in Eukaryota, Metazoa, Chordata, Mammalia, Perissodactyla, Equidae.